Jatropha curcas is the source of this 955-nucleotide messenger RNA. Its product is annotated as ATP synthase subunit delta, chloroplastic. Gene Ontology annotation, molecular function: proton-transporting ATP synthase activity, rotational mechanism. NCBI's taxonomy places the organism in Eukaryota, Viridiplantae, Streptophyta, Magnoliopsida, Malpighiales, Euphorbiaceae. Gene Ontology annotation, biological process: proton motive force-driven ATP synthesis. The record is from RefSeq and is a predicted model, not a curated record.
UCCUCAUUUCUAUCCCACCAGAAAACAAAACUACAGCAAGCAUCCGCCUAAUUAGUCAAAACAGUAUCAAACGCGCCUAAGCACCUGACCUCCGUCUCCAUGGAUGCCAUAACCUCUGUUUCAUCCCUCAAAGUCCCUGCCUUCAACUCGGCACCUCGCGAAUUCCAUCACGUCAAAACUUUCUCCACAUACCAUCAACUCUCUCCUCACGUUCCCAACUCAUCAAUCUCCAACAAAAGCACCGCCCAAGCCCCAUAUCUCAAAACUCUUGAUUCUCCACAUUCAUCCGCCUCUCGAAGCUCAUCCCUCAAGCCAUCUCCCAGUUCCCACAGAAAUCCAGCUAGCGGUUAUGCUGCGGCGCUUCUAGACAUAGCCCAACGCAACAAUUCUCUUGAAAUUGUCCAAAAGGACGUCCAAAGAUGUUCGAAGCUGAUCCAAAAUAAGCAAAUUCAAGCAAUUUUGAUUAAUCCACUUGUGGAUGAACAACAGAAGGGACAGUUAGUGAUGGAAGUGGCAAAGAAUGGGAAAGUCAGUAGGCUUUUGAUGCGAUUGUUGAAAAUAUUAAUAGAUAGCAAUAGGAUAAUGAUGGUGAACGAGGUGUUAAUGGAGUUUGAGAGGAUAUUUGACGAGUUGAGUGGAACUAAAGUGGUUUUGAUUUCGUCUAAGAAGAAAAUGGCCGAAGAUACUCUGUUUAGGAUUGCUCAAAGCGUACAAAAGCUUAGUGGGGCUGUGAAAGUGAAGGUACGAAAUUUGGUUGAUGGCAAGUUACCAUCAUUUGCUGUGUAAUUGUAGUUAUACUCCAAGUCAAUGUAAAAGUUUUUUUUUUUCCAAUUCUGAUGCAAAAUUAAAUUACCCCUGCAAUUGAUUGGAUAAUCCAAUUUGACAAACCUGAAGACAUUUUCCUGGAUUAGAUUUUAUGAUGAUGAAAUUCAUUACUGUUGCAGUUGAUAUGAAA